Closterium sp. Yama58-4 is the source of this 1629-nucleotide messenger RNA. NCBI's taxonomy places the organism in Eukaryota, Viridiplantae, Streptophyta, Zygnematophyceae, Desmidiales, Closteriaceae. The record is from the annotation of a GenBank genome assembly.
AUGGCUAGCGGUUCCCGAAAGAGGCGGUUCGAUUUAACUCCCCACGCGAAUGGCAACAUUCUGUCCGAAGCGCCUUCCGAAGGAGCUAUACCUGGUAGCACCUCGACCGCGAGAGCAGGUCGUUUGGAAGGGUCCGCGGGGGGCCCGGGGAGGGCUCGCAGAGCUGCUGGCGGAACGGCGGAAACCGCGAUAGACUUGGCGGAAGAAGUAAGGGACUUGGGGGAAACUGUGAUAGACCUGGCGGAGACCGGUGCAAGUCACGGGCGGAAGCGCCAAGUGCGCCAAGCGGCGGAAACGUCUCUCGCAAUCUCAGCCGUUCAUUCGACUCCCUCACCUUCGCGAGCCGUGAGAGCCUCGCGAGGGUCGCGAGGCCGAGCCGCGAAGCCAGUAGUGGAGAAGCGCUUAACCCGCUUCCUUCCGCAUCCGUCGCGCGCGGUUCUAGACCGAAUAGAACGCGCCUACGUGCAUCGUUUGUAUUUAAUCGGCUUUGACUGGCCGCGCUCGCCCCGCGGAACUGGCGGAGGAGCCGGUAGCGCGGGGGGAACCGGCCGGAGCGCGAGCGUGGGAACUGUUGCGCCUGGUGCGGGUGGCGCGGGCAAUGCUGGUCUCUCUUUGACUCUUCCGCCUCCGCAAUCCUCUCAGUCCCCUUCCUCCCACCCUAUCGUGUCGCCAAGCACUCUCGCUAUUUCCUCUUCCCCCACUCCCACUCUCGCCAGUCCCCCCGCUCGCGCUCUCUCCUCCCCCCACACCCCUUCCUCCACCCCCCCUCCCGCCACCUCCCCGCUCCGCCCCUGCUCCUGCAACUUCCACGUGCUGGGCGCAACCGGUAACGUCUACACGGUUACCAUUUCGCAGCAGCCGUCCUGCACGUGCCCAGACUACGGCAACGGCAACCUGUGCAAGCACAUGCUCUUUGUGCUGCUGCGCGUGCUGCGCGUGGGCGAGGAGGAUCCGCGCGUGUGGCAGCGCUCGCUGCUCUCUACCGAGCUGAACGAGCUUUUGGAUAGGAUAGAUGCAUUGGAAAGAAGAACACUAGCUGCUGCUGCGGAGGGCGAGGAGAUUCUAGCGAGUCCGGCUGUAAGGGAGCAGUUUGCACGCAUUGCUGGGGGAGCUCCUGGUUCUGGUGCUUUGGGCUUGAGAGAUUCUGGUUCCAGGACGGAAGGUGACAGUCAGGAUGCAGAAGUGGGGAAGACGGACCAGAGGCCAAAGCAGCGGCCAAUCGAGGGGGACUGUCCAAUUUGUUACGAGCCUCUAGGAGGGGAGGGAGCAGGGAAGCGUGGUGGUGGGAAGCCAGCAGAGACAGUGGUGUUCUGCCAGCGCUGCGGCAACAACGUUCAUUCGGACUGCUUCUCGCGCUGGAAGGCUGCCAAGAGGGGCGGCAUGGUGACGUGCGUUUGGUGCCGGGCUCCUUGGGGGGAUGGGAGCACCACGCACACGGCUAGGGCACAUUAUGACAGGGAUUCCGACAGUGAUGGUUAUGAGGACGAGGAGGGGCCACAGGAGUAUGUCAAUCUGUCGCAGUAUUCUGAGGCUCACAGGAGUGCAGAUGCCAGCUUGGAAACUCUGUAUCCAGAUACACACAUGUUCUGCAGUGGUGGAAGGAGGAGGCUGAGGCGGCAGUGGUGGUAG